Messenger RNA from Raphanus sativus (radish), 1413 nucleotides. Its product is annotated as S-adenosylmethionine decarboxylase proenzyme 3. Gene Ontology annotation, biological process: spermine biosynthetic process; spermidine biosynthetic process. The transcript has a single exon. Bases 156 to 1256 code for a protein of 366 amino acids. The record is from RefSeq and is a predicted model, not a curated record. NCBI's taxonomy places the organism in Eukaryota, Viridiplantae, Streptophyta, Magnoliopsida, Brassicales, Brassicaceae. Gene Ontology annotation, molecular function: adenosylmethionine decarboxylase activity. Gene Ontology annotation, cellular component: cytosol.
GUAGCGUGCACCGAGUCUCCUACUAUAGUUAUAGCUUUUUAUAAUUUCCAGUUUAUAAUUUACUUUCUUCCAAGCUCCGUUUCUGCUGGUUCCCUACUCCAAUCGUCCUCUCCUCCUCCUACUACUACUACUACUUGUUCACACAACAAGGCAUCAUGGCCUUAUCUGCAAUUGGUUUCGAAGGUUACGAGAAGCGGCUCGAGGUCUCUUUCUUUGAGCCUAGCUUCUUCCAAGACUCCAAGGGACUUGGUCUCCGUGCUCUGACCAGAUCCCAGCUUGAUGAAAUACUCACUCCUGCUGCUUGCGAGAUCGUUUCUUCUCUCUCCAACGAUCAUUUGGACUCUUACGUCCUCUCUGAGUCCAGCUUCUUCGUCUACCCUUACAAAGUCAUCAUCAAGACUUGUGGUACCACCAAGCUCCUCCUCUCUAUCCCGCCUCUUCUUAAGCUGGCCGGUGAGCUCUCUCUGAGUGUCAAAUCUGUCAAGUACACUCGUGGCUCCUUCCUCUGCCCCGGCGGCCAGCCUUUUCCUCACCGGAGCUUCUCUGAAGAAGUCUCUGUUCUUGAUGGUCACUUCUCUAAGCUGGGUUUGAACAGCGUUGCCUACUUGAUGGGUAAUGAUGAUGAGACUAAGAAAUGGCAUGUCUAUGCUGCCUCUGCCGAGACCUCCAGCAACUGCAACAACAAUGUCUACACGCUCGAGAUGUGCAUGACUGGUCUAGACAGGGAGAAAGCCUCUGUCUUCUACAAGAAUGAAACCGGCGAGAAUGGAUCGAUGACUGACAACUCUGGAAUCAGAAAGAUCCUCCCCAAGUCCCAGAUCUGCGACUUUGAGUUCGAGCCAUGUGGCUACUCUAUGAACUCCAUUGAAGGAGAUGCAAUCUCCACUAUCCAUGUGACCCCUGAGGAUGGGUUUAGCUACGCUAGCUUCGAAGCUGUGGGUUACGACUUCAGCACACUCGACCUGAGCCAGCUGGUGACAAGGGUUCUGUCUUGCUUUGAGCCGAAGCAAUUCUCCGUCGCCGUGCACUCGAGCGUUGGAGCGAACGCGUACAAGCCUGAGAUCAGUGUAGACCUGGAAGAUUAUGGGUGCAGAGAGAGGACAUUUGAGUCUCUAGGAGAAGAGAGUGGGACGGUGAUGUAUCAGACGUUUGAGAAGUUUGGCAAGUACUGUGGAUCGCCUAGAUCUACCUUGAAGUGUGAGUGGAGCAGCAACAAUAGCUGCAGCAGCGAGGACGAGAAGGACGAGGGAAUCUAGCAGAACUAUUUAUGAGUUUUCUGUUUUAUGCAUCUUUUCUUAUUAGUAAUGAAUAAGGACUUGUGAAGUUGAGGUUCUCUCUCCUUCACAAGCAUGUGUGUUGUGUGUUUCGUACUUUAUAAGUUUGGGUUUUAAUAUAUGAAAGACUAUUAUGAUU